Messenger RNA from Sus scrofa (pig), 694 nucleotides. Its product is annotated as adhesion G protein-coupled receptor E2-like. Lineage: Eukaryota; Metazoa; Chordata; Mammalia; Artiodactyla; Suidae. The record is from RefSeq and is a predicted model, not a curated record.
AUACUUUUAAAAAGUACUGCAGUUUCUGAGAAGUUGAUCAUAAGACAGAUUAGGGAGGAAGAAAAAAAAUCCAGACCAGCAAUUUACAAAUCAGCUCCUCUAGGACAGAAGAUGUACUUAACAAACAAACUUUUUUCAAGACACAGAGACCCAGAUCAGACUUCUUCCAUGGCUGCGCUUGCUGGUCUCCACACAAUGAGAAAUAGAUACUUAAGGUUGCUGCCAUCCUCAGGACUCUUGCUGCUGUUUUUGCCAUUGGGAUUUGCAGCCCUGGAAACAAGAUCCUGUGCUUGGUGGUGCCCUCCAAAACCUCCAUGUAUCAAUGCCGAUAACUGCCGUUGCUUUCCAGGAUUUGGUUCUUCAUCUGAGGUGAUCUUCACUGGCCCCUUGGAGAGUUGUGAUGAUAUCAAAGAGUGUGGACCAUCCUGGAAUGUGUCCUCUGAAAUACAUAUAGACUGCCAGGACUUUAACGAGAGCUACUCCCUUUGCAAAAAAGGAAACAGUCUUCUUUCUCGUGAAAUGUUUGUGAAUGAGUGUAGAAGCAUGACUUCUGGACUAGAGGCACUGCUGAUUAUAACAUUGAAAACUGCAGCCGAAAAGCUUAAAGCCUCUGACCCCACAGAAUGUGCCCAGUGGUGCCCUCCAAACUCCAAAUGUGUCAAUGCUAACAUCUGACACUGCACUUUGGGGUUCA